GAGGGUGGGGAGAAGGGUGGUCCAUCAGGGGGAUGUUGAGGGCCCACAUCCAUGCAGCUGUGUGGGGGCGUUAGCUCUGGCAGCUAUUCCCACAUCUCUUGGGAGUUUCAUUUCAACUUUCCCUUUGUUUCUCUGCGGCCGGCCUGUUCUGUGCAGGGGAGUUUCUGAUAAUGUGGAACCAAAAAACAAACCCCUUUCCCCCCUAAAGCAGAACACAAGAGGCAGAACAGAUUCAAGAGGACGAAGGAGAAGACGGUGGACAAACAGAAGAACUGAAGUGUCAAGGCGACUCUAGAGGAGAAGCAGAUGGCUGCUGUGGUCGCUGGCCUGGCUCGGCUCCUACAGCCAGCCAUGAUGUUCCCUGGAGGUGAGCCUGGCUGCCGAGGCCUGGCCCCCUGGUAUCUCCUUCUGGGGCUACGGCUGGUGGCCCUUUUCAUCGCCGAUGGGCCCUGGUCCUCUCCCAGCCCUGACCUGGUCUGCAACUGGACCUCGGUGGAGGCGGACAGUCGGCCUUUCUGCAGUGUGCUCUGCUUCAACCGCCACUUUCCUUCCCCUGUCUCCUCUGCGUGGGGUUUUGCCUUUUUGGCUGCCCUGCUCCCAGUGGGACUAAUGGGGCUCAUAAGGACUGGAUCCAAGCACCAGAGAAAGGCGGCAAAGGAAGGAGACGAGGAGCUCACUGACAUCACUAGUGUGAGCCACGACAUGGCCGCCGGAUCCAGCAUGGCUCCCGGAACGAUUCCUUUGCCCAAAAUGGUUCCAUCGGAACCCAAGAUGUCUCCUCGUUGCACCUGGCCCUCAGCGGCCUUCGUUUUCUGCGUGUUUCUCCUCCUGGCCAUGGAGCUGGGCUUCUUCUGGGUUGUGAUAUUUCUGCAGAUCCCAUCAGUGCUUCGCACAACCUUCUUAUGCCUUCCAGGAGCACACUCCUGCCCUGAGGCACUGGAAUGUGCCCUGGCAGGCCAAGCCGACAAGCACAUGGCACUGUGGACGUUGGCUUUCACAGCUAUUGUCAACAUGGCGGCUUGCCUGGCCUACCUUCUCCUGACUCUAAGGAGGGCUUUCCGAUGCCACAGAGGAAAAUAACAGAGCCAAAGAAGAGAGCAGGGCCAGCCCACCCAUGAGGCAAGGUGAGGUGACCGCCUCAGACAGCAGGAUCCACAUGGCCAGCGGGUUCCGAUGCAGUUCUUUAUUCCCCCAUGUUCCUGAGGUAGAUCGUCACUCAUUUUCCCCUGGUGGGGAUGGGAGCACCAUUUUGUGGUUUGCCUUGGGUGGCAAAAUUUAUUGAGCUGGCCCUGGAGAAGAGAAUGCAAGAAAGUGGACUGUGAAGGAGACCAAUGACAUACUCCGGAACUGCCAUCCACAUGGAUUAUUAACACGUCGGGGAACAUUUAUCAGCAUUUUAGUCCGAUUUUCUACCAGUAAACAUACAUUUGUAUGCAGUAUUGAUUUAUGCACAUGUUUUUGCAAGGUCAUCAUGCAUAUUUGUAUGCCAUUUUCACUAACAUGUUCAUUUUUGUAAUGCAUUUUGGGAACCAUUUGUUUACUACAUCCUAAAAUAUGGACGGUGUGAAUUUCAAA
Podarcis raffonei (Aeolian wall lizard) is the source of this 1575-nucleotide messenger RNA. RefSeq lists its product as uncharacterized. Bases 307 to 1080 code for a protein of 257 amino acids. The transcript has 2 exons. The record is from RefSeq and is a predicted model, not a curated record. Lineage: Eukaryota; Metazoa; Chordata; Lepidosauria; Squamata; Lacertidae.